AUGUUUUUCUUGGCACAUUGUUGUACCUUUAUUUUACUUAUCUACCUUAGAAAACCAAUCUACAAACACAGGCAGUUCCUUGCAUUUCUUGGACUUGUACUUAUCAUCGUUGCUGUUGUGUAUCUCGACCAUCAAUAUAUACCUCCGUUUCCGAAUUUCUACACUCUUAUACCUAUAUGUGGAGCAGCUUUGAUUAUUCUUUUUGGUGAGAAAAAUACAUUAAUAGGACGUUUACUGUCUACUCGUCUGCUGAGGUGGCCAGGUCUCAUUUCGUAUAGUGCGUAUCUUUGGCAUCAACCUUUACUUGCAUUUGUUCGCCUAAGGUCACAGGAGUCACCCACAUUUUCAACUAUUCUUAUUAUUAUCGGUGCUAUUCCUCUUCUGUCUGCACUUAGCUACUUUUUCAUUGAACAACCAUUUCGCAAUAAACAACGAUUUUCUCAGAGAAUUAUAUUCUGUGCUGCUGGUAUAGCCACCAUAGUCACACUCAUGCUCGCAUUAUUUCUUAUUCGAACUGCUGAUAAUCGAUCAAUGAUAAUGAACAAUGGAGGUGAUCCUUAUUUGCCUGAUUUACAAAAAUAUGGAAAUUGGAAAUAUGUUGUGAAAGCAUUUGAUUAUAGAGCAACCAUUAAUAAUUCAUUUUCAAAUGCAACAAUAAAAUCGAAAAGAAGAAUCGUACUAAUCGGUGAUAGUUUUGCUCAAGAUUUUUAUAAUAUGAUCAUAGAGGGCAGACAUCUCUUGAAGUAUGAGAUAUGCGUGUUCUAUGUUUCUGCACGCUGUCAGAUCUAUAUCGGUCCAGAAGAUAGGCUAAACCUGAUUGAAGCCGGGCAUAGGCAUACGUGUACGAAUGCAUAUGAUAUAAAAUAUGCGCUGCCACUUGUUCGUCAAGCCAAUAUCAUUAUACUAGCAGGUUUUUGGCAAGAAUGGAGUGCACGACGAUUACCAUCAACACUAAAAUUACUAAAUUUAACGAAACAGCAGCAAGUGUUUGUUAUAGGAGCAAAGAAUUUUGGAAAAGUAAAUCCUGCGCUGUACGUGAACAAAUCAAUGGAGUACCGAUUGAAACAAUAUCAAAACUCUCCGGCAGAAGCUCUGAAAAUCAAUCAAUUAUUGGAAGAGACCAUAGAUAAAUCAAUAUUUGUCAAUAUACAGAAAAUGGUUUGUACAGGUCGUAAUGUAACUUGUUCUCUAUUCACUCGAGAUGGAAAAUUAAUAUCACACGAUGGCCUUCAUUUAACUAAAUUUGGUGCUCUUCAUAUAGGAAAUAUUAUUUUUAAAAAUAAACCGUUGAAUAGAUUGUGA
Messenger RNA from Rotaria socialis, 1302 nucleotides. Lineage: Eukaryota; Metazoa; Rotifera; Eurotatoria; Philodinida; Philodinidae. The record is from the annotation of a GenBank genome assembly.